UAAUCCUGCGGACCGACGCAGUGUACGUUUCCGCGCAGCUUCGUCCCCGAUCGCCGAUCGCCGCGAGUUCCCCUGCCACGGGUCCCCGGUCCCCCGAGAUGUCGUCCCUCCGUCCCGUUCAAGUGACAGUCCUCCUCGGAGCCGCCCUCCUCGUCGGCCUCGCCGCCGCCGCCCCCAACAUCCAGCUCCAGGGAAGUUUCGCCAACUGCAAAGCCCCAUCUACAGCGCCACAAAAAUUGGAGAGGGUGGUCGAAGUAUGUCAAAACGAGAUCAAGUUUGCUUUACUGCAAGAGGCUCUGAACCUGUUGGGUUUGGGCAUCGCUGACGAUGAUAGUAGUGAAGAGGAGGAGCCUGUGAAGGAAUCGAAGAAUCGAACGGUAACGAUUGCGCCGGCCAAAAGCAGACCCAAGAGAGACAGCUCCUUCUCCCAGGAAGAACGCCGAGUAGCAGGGUGCUUACUGCAAUGUGUCUACAGGAAAGUAAAGGCUGUGGAUGACACAGGUUUCCCUCAAGCUGAAGGCAUGGUCCGACUUUACUCUGAAGGGGUUCAAGACAACAACUAUUACUCGGCAACGGUUCAAGCGGUAGAACGAUGUGUUAGUUUUGCUCAGGCGCUGAAACUGAAGCAGCCCAACCAAAAAUUUGCGAGCGGUCAAACGUGUGAUUUAGCGUACGACAUGUUCGAGUGCAUCAGUGAAAAAAUAGAGCGCGCUUGCGGUGGAGCUGCUCCCUGAAAAUUUCCCGAACAACGAAAUUUCAUGUUUCUACCGAGCAUUUUAUAAGACUGUUUUGUACGAAGUUACCGCAAAAAUGAAACUUUAGUUACCAAAUCGAGGACGUGGGAAAGCUGUGUGACAUUGUUUUCGGCAGUACAGCACAUAAUGCUCCUGGGUAGUUUUCCAGAGCAUUAAAAGCUCAAAGACGUCCAAAUAUUGAUAUGAGUCAAGAAUCUUGUGAAACCGUCAAUUUAAGACACUGCAAAUUCUACGAUGUCUCAAAGAGACCUUUUAUUUCUCCAAGGGCAAGGAAACAAGCCAUGAUCUGAAAAAUUACGUCAUUGGAACAUGACUGUUGCUCAACAGUUUCGUGCGGUUUCUUAAAUCGAUCGAAGUUAAACUCGUCACUUUUUAGUCAUUUUAUGAGAAAGUAGAAAAAUACCCUCUGUCACUUCAACCGCCAAGUGGGCAUGUUUGAACAUGAAAAAGGUUUUCAUUGAGAGAAUUGGACUACAUUUUGCAAUUAGGAACUAUAAAUUCCGGCCUGGUUUAAAAACAACGUAUGUGCCAUUAGUUUCCCUAUGCACAUAAGUGUUUUUUCAGAUGAGCCAGAAUUUAUAGGUCCAAAUUGCAAAAUGCAGUCCAAUUGAUCCCUUCCGUAGAAAGUUUUCCAUACUUCUUUUAAGUUGCAAUAAGGAUCAAUAUAAAGAUUUCCUUUGUUUUGUGAAUCUGUUUUUUUU
This is a messenger RNA of Bemisia tabaci, 1456 nucleotides long. It is a transcript of the gene Obp73a, whose product is annotated as Odorant-binding protein 73a. The record is from RefSeq and is a predicted model, not a curated record. Gene Ontology annotation, molecular function: odorant binding. Lineage: Eukaryota; Metazoa; Arthropoda; Insecta; Hemiptera; Aleyrodidae.